CUCGUGAUUGAUGCUACCUAGGGUACCUAUGCAGGUACUUACAUCUCUAUGUGCUGUACAUUGCCUCUCUCGUCCUCUCUCUCUCUCUCUAACCUCUCUCAACCUUUGGUAAUUUCUCCGCAACAACCCAGCACCAAUUAACAUAGACUCGACAUCAUCACUGCCCAUCGAUCACACCGCUUUCGAGAUAAGCAGGAAAGCGCUCCUGAUAAUUACUAACGUCAAUAGAAGUUGGGUCAUGACAUAUACCCUUGUCACUUAAUGCAGGUGUCCUUGCAUCACGAAAUCGGACCAUCUCUUUCCUCGAACAAACCGACCAUAUCGUGUGCGCGAACUUGAAGCUAUACACCCCUAAUCUUAUAUUAUUGCAUUCAAGUUUAUAAUUCACCAUAUCGAUACCGUAGCUUUUUAAAAAUUCUACGUUUCUACCGCUCGUUCCGCUUUAUUCGAAUUGGUGCAUUAAGAGCGAGAAAGAUUCCAAGCGUAUUGAACAGCAAGCUCUUGAUUCCCCCUUGGUCGUGCUGCGAUACAACUCGGACUAAAGGCCGAUCAUGGCAAACCCUUAUCACCAUGAUCGCUUUCAAACAGAUGUAUCCUAUACGCGUUCCUAUUCACAACUGAGAGAUCUGCCGAGUCCCCCUGCAGUCCCCGGAACUAGUGCAGGCUUUACGCCUUCGUCCCAUUCGCCGCUCAACCGCCUUUCGUACCUCCUCAACUCUCAAUACGAACCAACUUCGGAUCUCUAUAACGCCAAUCCUUCCACCCAAAUAUCUAACAACGGCAUAGAUACAGAUAUGAAUAACGGCUACUCAGAUGGGGCUAUACCCUCCCAGGCUCAUGGGCCGCACUUACCAUUGUAUUCGAGGGCCUUCGAGCCGUUUAUGCAUAAUGAAGGGCACAGGAAAGACAUCUCGUUCACGCCAUCAUAUUUAAAUGGGUCGGAUUAUAUGCAAAAACUCCAGGAAGCGCGCAAGGCAAAACAAGCGCAGAAAGAGGCUCAGCGUCAGGCGGGGAGUGGGUUGCCAGCUGGUAUUACGACAACAGGGGCCCUUGCUAAUAAACCAGCGGCCUCUCAUUUGGGAAUGACGUAUGAUUUGAUCGAACGGGCGCCGGCUAUGGAAGAUGAGGUUACGGUGCCGCCUUUACCGACGAAAUGGAAUAAGGACGAUAAGCAAGGUUCCCUAGAGGUUCUAGCGGACGGGCUGGAGGUCAGAUACGCUUCAGGUCGCAAUGCCAGGGAACAGGAACACGAAGCAUGUGCGAUUCGGGCAGACCAUCCGAUGCCCUGGCAAGCAGGUCUUUAUUAUUUUGAGGUUAGCCUUCUAUCUAGGAGACGAGACGAAACCACGGUUUGCAUUGGCUUUUCGGCAAAGAACGUCCCUUUAGCCCGACCACCAGGCUGGGAGCCUGAUUCAUGGGGUUAUCAUGGCGAUGACGGCGAUAUCUAUUCAGGGGAUAAAAUUGGAAAUCCCUACGAAGGAAGAAGCUUCGGGCCACCAGAUACUAUUGGAUGUGGAGUCAACUUCCGAACCCGCGAGGCUUUUUUUACAAAGAAUGGAAGGCAGUUUAAAACUGCAUUUCGAGACAUAAAGGGAGACCUUUAUCCUAUGGUUGGCAUGAAGAGACCAGGGGAACACGUUCGCGUCAACUUUGGUCAGAAGAGUUUCGUGUUCCAAAUCGACGAUCUGGUAAAGAAAGAGCGGGAAGAGAUGAUGAAGGCCAUCAAUAGAACGAGUAUCGAGAGGCUAGUAUCGCCUCCUAGAAGUGAAACAGAGUUAAUUCAGCAACUGGUAUUACAAUUUUUACAGCAUGACGGAUAUGUCGAAACGGCCCGGGCGUUUGCCGAAGAGAUACACGCAGAGAAGCGAGACUUACGAACCGACGAGCGAACUCCUAUACCUGGUGUCAACAUCAAGGACGAUGAAGAUGCGUAUCAUAGGCAACGUAUCCGGAGAGCCAUACUCGAGGGUGACAUCGAGAAAGCUGUCAAGUACACCUAUACUUACUAUCCUGGUGUAUUGGAGGAUAAUUACGAUGUGUAUUUUAAGCUGCGGUGUCGAACUUUCAUCGAAAUGGUGCGAAAAUCGGCCGAGAUGAGCAACUCGAGUACUAAAAAAAGUAACGGGCACCCAUACGACGACACUCCUAACAAGAUGGACGUCGAUGAGAAUGGCUUCUCGGACCAGAUGGAAGAAGAUGGUCUAGAUAAUCAAACAGACCAGGAGGACUGGCUUGUCAAGGCUGUCCAAUAUGGACAAUCAUUACAAGAGGAUUUCAGGGAUGAAUCGAAGCCAGAGAUCACCAAGACGCUCAACGAAGUGUUUUCCCUUCUUGCAUAUCCUAACCCCCUAGAGGUUAAGGAAGUUACGCCUUUACUAGACCGCAAAGGGAGAGUAGCUGUUGCUGAGGAGCUCAACUCAGCAAUUCUCUCGUCCUUAGGAAAGUCAUCGCGGUCGGCGUUGGAGAACCUCUAUGGACAAACAAGCGUUUUGUUGGAUUAUUUGCGCGAAGACGGCGGUCCGGGUUCAUUCAUCACCAUUCAGUCGGUUAUCGACUCAAUACCCCAGCCAUUCUGAUAGGAUGGCCUUAGUUUUUAACUUGGGGCGAUGCGGUACAAUAUACUUCUGCUUCCUGCCGAGACCUUGUUCCCCGAACGAGCAAGGAGUACAAGAUGUAGCGAGAUUUGACCGGUGUUACUUGCUUCUUUUCAGCAACUGGAUCACAGCUCACAUGAUAACUUGAUGAGGCGAGGCUCCAAGCUUUCUUGUGUUGUUUUCACAGUAAAACUUUAGACCUAGCAGUACCAAGCGAUGAUAGAACUAGCCUACCUCACAUCCCGUGGAAACGCAAUAGAAGAGUGUCUAACACAUCUCAAUGUCAAAACAUUUGCCUUGACUGGACAUUUUAUCCUCCCCUAUACCAAGUUUCUCUCCAAGAAGUGCACAUUUAGGAUGUCAAAGGCAGGGUGAUAGCAUUAUUUUCCUUUUCUUCAAGCUGGCUUUUUUUUUCUUUUCCUGAAUUUGUUGCGCAAAUUUGUCCUGUUGCGCCCCUUAGGAUUUCCACAAUAGGUUUCCGGUAGCCAGGUGCAUAUAAAUGGCGGGGCAGAAUCAAAUGGAACACUUCCCUUUCAAGUCUGCUGUUGAAUUAGUAGGCUAUCCUAUCACGGACUAACCGAGUUGAUGGUUAGCUACUGAGGUAGGUUAGAAUACCGAUGUUUUAAUGUACGAAGUAUUGUAGGUCGCCCACGUUUUAUUUAUGGGCGAAUAGACUUCACUAUUAGUAUGCACGAUAGUAAAUCCAGCG
Molecule: messenger RNA, 3303 nt
Organism: Daldinia caldariorum
Lineage: Eukaryota; Fungi; Ascomycota; Sordariomycetes; Xylariales; Hypoxylaceae
Product: SPRY-domain-containing protein
Exons: 8
Coding region: 552-2576 (674 amino acids)
Biological process (GO): cell surface receptor signaling pathway; cytoskeleton organization
Cellular component (GO): cytoplasm
Molecular function (GO): protein binding
Source: RefSeq, a predicted model, not a curated record